GCCGGGGCGGGAGCGGGGCGGCCCCGGCGGCGGGGAUGGCGGCGGCGGCCGGCUGAGGGGCCGCGGCUGCCAGCGCCGAGCCCGCCGAGCCGCCCGCACCGCCGGCACCCGGCCGGGGACAGAGCCGGCGGAGAGCGCCGGCCCCGCGGGCAGCGCCCGCCGCACCAUCAUAUUUCCAGAAAGUGCCUCGAGGAAGCUUCCUUAUGUAGAAAACCCCCCAAGAAGCACAGUGAGCACUUCCUGGCAGCUUGUGAGGCAAAGCUGUCACGAUGGCAGAGAACAAGGACAGCAGCGCGAAAAACGCCGAUGUGAGGCCCAAGAGCAGCCGCAGCAGAAGCGCAGACAGAAAGGAUGGGUAUGUCUGGAGUGGGAAGAAGCUCUCCUGGUCCAAGAAAAACGAGCACUGUCCUGAUGCCGAAACAGCGAGCGCUGCAGGAAGGUCGGGGGCUAAUCUGAGGAGCCAAGAGAGGAAGUACAGCUGCUCGUCCAUCGAGCUGGAUCUGGACCGGUCCUGUGGCCACAGGUUUUUAGGGCGUUCUCUCAAGCAGAAGCUGCAGGAUGCUGUGGGUCAGUGCUUCCCCAUAAAGAACUGCAGCAGCCGGCACGCCUCCGGACUGCCAUCCAAAAGGAAAAUCCAUAUCAGCGAGCUGAUGCUGGAUAAGUGUCCUUUCCCGCCGCGCUCCGAGCUGGCUUUCCGGUGGCACCUGAUCAAAAGGCACACGGCUCCCAUAAGCCCAAAGGCAGAAGAAUGGAUAAUUGCUGAUUUAUCCCAGCACGAGGACAGGGAGGAUCAGCUGCGAGACGAGGAGAUUGCCAAUGGGGGAAUGGACUCUCCUUCGCCGUCCUGUGACUUCACCGACAGCAGUUCCUCUCGGGGUGACCCCAGGCCUGAGCUGGGGACAGGUAAGGUGGCAAGGGGCAGUCGAGACGAGAGCGACAUGGACUCCGACGAUGAAGUCGUAACUCUGUGCACGAGUUCUCGAAAGCGGAACAAGCCCAAGUGGGAAACGGAUGACGAGCUGCUACGGAUGGAAACGCCUCCAAAGUACCACACCCAGAUUGAUUAUGUGCACUGCCUAGUGCCAGACCUCCUCCAGAUCAAUAACAACCCCUGCUACUGGGGGGUCAUGGAUAAAUACGCGGCUGAGGCGCUGCUGGAAGGAAAGCCGGAGGGAACGUUCCUGCUGCGAGACUCUGCCCAGGAGGACUAUUUGUUUUCCGUGAGCUUCAGGCGCUACAGUCGCUCCCUCCACGCCCGGAUAGAGCAGUGGAAUCACAACUUCAGCUUUGAUGCCCACGAUCCCUGUGUCUUCCAUUCUCCUGACAUCACAGGACUCCUAGAACACUACAAGGAUCCGAGCUCCUGUAUGUUCUUUGAACCACUUUUGUCCACGCCCCUGAACAGGACCUUUCCCUUCUCUCUCCAGCAUAUAUGUAGAACGGUCAUUUGCAACUGUACAACUUAUGAUGGUAUUGAUGCACUUCCCAUUCCUCCCUCGGUGAAGCUGUAUCUGAAGGAAUAUCAUUAUAAGUCAAAAGUUAGAGUGCUCAGGAUUGAUGUACCAGAGCAGCAAAGCUAGAAAAUAUUUUUGUGCAAAAAAUUUCUCCAAACAGACACUAGAACAUUCAAUCUCUUUUCCUUCUAGGAUUUUUUUUAAAUAGCGACUUGAUUAUUUUUUUCUUUUUCUGCAUAUUAUUUACCACCCAAACUAGUCUCUGUUUAAAUGUACUUUUGAGUCUUCACAGCUCUCUUUUUUAGAAAUUAUAUUCAUUGUGGGCUUUUGGUACGGUCCCUAGGCUAGAGUUUUAUAGAAUUCCAGGUAGGCUUUCUGGUAUUUCUAUAGAUGGAUAGUCGUUAGAGCUAAAACCCCCUGAAAAUCAGUUUUGAACUUGAUCUGUCUUUUCUAUUGUAGUUGACACGUGUUGCUGACAUGAUUGAAAUAAUGCACGGUUAACUCUAAAGAUUGACUCAUCUGUAUUUUCUGCAUUUCUUUUAAAAUGAGUGCUCUAGCCUCUGUGUGUGUGUGAGUCUGUCCGUCCCUAUCCACUGCAGUAAAUUCAUCAGUCUAUUUCUAACAUUACUAUUCCAAGCAAAAUGAAGUUUGAAAGAGGAUAUGAUGUCUCUAUAAAUAUAUCAGGGGACUAAAUACCAGGGAGAGGAAAAACAAUUCAAGUUAAGGACAACACUCAGGGCAGGAACAAACAUGUAUAAACUGGUCCUGAAAAGAUUUUAGUUGGUGAGGAGGAAGACUCGUCGUCGUCAGAGCAGCGGGGUUCUGGAAGAGCUUUUCAUUUUGUAUAAUAGCAGUAAAAAGCAAACUGCUCAUAAACUGGGAUUUGAUCAGUGUCUGGAAGAGAUAAUCAUGUAGUUACUGAUGAUAGAUGGGGCUUGAACUUGGGAACUCUGUUUCUGUGUUACUGUUGCUUUAUAUGAAAUACCCAGUUUUUGCUCUAGGAGUUGCCACUGCUUAAAUGAUUAAGCACAGGGUGGGAGGGUGGCAAGGAAGAUAUUUCCUUAAAAAUCUGCAUAUUUAACAAUCUGAUUCUGCAUGGUCGAGCCUGAGGUGAUGGUGAAUAACUUUCCUACUUUAUUAGUAGGGGGGUUGGUUUUUUAAAUGAGUAUAGUUAAAAAAGAAAGCAAGCCUGCUGAUUUUUCUUGCAAUGUGAAGCAUUCGGUCGAAUGGCUUCCUGCCAAAUUCCGUGUACGGGAAAACCAUGCAUGGAUAAUGCUCCUAAAAGCAUUACUUGCAUUACAUGGGUAGGCAGAUCUGCUGCUGAGCUGUUGGUGGAAUCCCACGAGACUCAGUGGAUGUGGGUUCAGGCAGGAAGCUCCAGGCUGGCAGCUCCAGGAGGUGCAGCCCUGACCUGCAGUUCUGUUCCCUGCGUGUGUUUUAUCUCCUCGCCCAAACUGGGCCCAGAAGUCCUCUGCCAAAAGAAUGUGAGAUGGUGUAAUUGUAACUCCAACAACCACAUUGUUUCCCCUCCUUUGGCCACAGGGAGCCUUUGUAUCCUCUCGAAAUGCUUUUGAAACUGAGCCCCAAGCCUGCUGAAUUACAAAUGUGUUUCAUUUCAUGCAUGGGGAGGAUCCUAUCAGCAUUGACCUGUGGGUGAGGCUAUCACAGAAUGGUUGGGGUUGGAAGGGAGCUCUGGAGAGGAUCUCAUCCAAGCCCCCUGCUCAAGCACAGGAUCACAUCCAGGUGGGUUUUGAACAUCUCCAGAGUAGGAGAUUCCAAAAUGUCUCUGCACAGCCUAUUCUAGGCCUCCAUCACCUGCACAGUAAGGAGGUUUUUCCUCAUAUUCAGAUGGAACUCCCUGUGUUUCAGUUUGUGCCUGUUGCUCCUUGUCCUGUCUCAGGGCACCACUGGAAAGAGUCUGUUCCCAUCCUCCUGACACACGUGUCCUUAAAGUGUUUGUAUGGAUUGAUUGGUUCCCCUCUCAGCUGUCACUUCUCCUCACAGGAGAGAUGCUCCAGUGCCCUCAGCCCCUUCACUGGCCCACUCCAGUAAUUCCUUGCAUUUCUCAUGCUAAGCAGCCCAGAACUGGACACAGCAGUCCCAGCUGAGCCCUCCCCAGGGCUGAGGAGAGGGGCAGGAUCACCUCCCUCGACCUGCUGGCCACACUUUCCCUCAUGUAGCCCAGGAUACCAUUGGCCUUGGCCACAAGGACACAGUGCUGGCCCAGCCCAGCUCCUUCUCCACAGCAGCUCAGCCCCCAGCCCAGACUGGAGCCUGGGGUUAUUCUUCCCCAGCAUAUGGGGGUCCUGCUUGAACUUCCUUAGGUUCUUCCCUGCCCAUCUCUCCAGCCUGUGCUGGGUCUAGCUGAGUGUCAGCACAGCCUGUUGGUGUGUCAGCCACUCCUCCCAGUUCCCUGCUGAGGGAACACUCUGUCCCUUCAUCCAGGGUGGUGAACAAGCUGAACAAGACAGGACCCAUCACUGAUCCUUGGGAAUCUGUGUGCAGGCAAGGAGCACAGUGCUGUAGAGCCUGGCUCCAAGAUUGUAAACUCAGACUAAGCAAUACUUCUAUUUGAAUCUUUUCAUUUCACCUUGUACAGAAUCCUAUAGAUUUGUGGACAUCAAAUCCAUCCUACAAGGUGGCAGCUCAGGAGUUGCAAAGGGAACUUUGCUGUGCAACUCCACUGGGAGCUGCCACCCUGCCCUUACCCCUAACCUGAGCAGAUAAAACCCUUUCCACUGAGCUGCUGCCACUGUGAUGAUGUAAACAGAUUUCCAGGGACAUCUGCCUAGAGACCAGCCCGUUUGUUUUCUCUGGGUUUUAAAUAGGUUUGGAACCAAAAGUCUCUAGGGAGAAAAUGCUAACACAUCAAUCCAUGGCAUCACACAUGGAUGAUCACGCUCCAGGAUGAAUUCUCAGCUGCCAUAAAUCAGCGUGGCUUUAUUGAUACACUUAUAGUGGCUUAUCCCAGCUGAGAUCCUCCCUCCUCCAUAUCCAAAUGGAAUUGUGGGGCUGAUGUCAAAAAAAAAUGACCCUGGUUUUUCUGUAAUUUUUCUCUUGUGCUGCUUCCAUUCAUUGCCUUUUGCAUAAACUGUAUUUUAUCAAGGGCAGCUUUAUAUUGCUAAGUCUAUUUUACCCUGUCACUGCCACUUUCCAGAUACAAAGUAGGGAUCAUCACUGCUCUGCUCUUGUCCACUGUGCCCACCAUGGUGGGAUGGUGGGCUGGGAUUUGGGUGGCUGCAGUACGAAGAAAGAGCUUCUGGUUCAAGAUCUGCAGUGGCCUCAGAGAUACUUGCAGUCUGCUUGAUUAAAAUUCUCUUUCAGAAACUUCUAAUUAGUGCAAAAAGGGCAUAAUUUUAGAUAAGGAUUAGCAUUAUUUUUAUGGCAGGACCAAAACCAUUAGGUUUUGACCAAAAGUUGUAUUUCAGAAGUUACUGAAGACCAUCAUCAUUUUCAAAAUCAGCAAAGAUUUUUUUUUCCUUCAAAGUGAAAGACCAGGAGAGAACCUUUUUUGGGGUAUCAUUCCCCAACACACUGAAUUUCAGCGUCAUUUUGGAUGCAGCCUACAUUGUUUUGACAUGAGUUGAUGCAUCACUUACCCCAAAAACAUCUUGAGCACUCCAAAUUUAGGAGACCUAUAUAAUACAGCAAUUGGGGGAAGAAGGUGUGGCACACAAAAAUAGUGCCUUUGGACUGUGGGGCAGUAAAUUGCAUUAGUUUUGAGAAAUUAUAUGUGGAAAGUAUUGAUAAAUGGGAUUUCAUGAGGGUUCCCACUAUUUUUUCCUGAUUUUUGUCCAUCUUUGUGACAAUUGUCCCUCAUGACACCGAGUUGUGUGACACGUGCAGUCUGUGCAAGAUCCAUGGCAUGAACUGUACAUGUUUUAAGAAAUGGAAGAACUCAAAAGGUCUAUUUUGUUUAAAUCCAUUAACCUUUUUUCCCCCUCUUUUUUCCCUCUCUAUUUUAAAUAAACCUGGUAGGACUGGUUUUACAAUACGCCAAGAACUGUCACCCUAAAGUUUUCCUCCCACUGCUGUCAUUACCAGUCCUAUCAGUGCUGCUCAUUCCAGCACCACCUUAGAACACCUUGACCCAAAGACAAGCAAGUCAUGAAUUCAGUUUUGAAACCCUCUUAAAAAUUAGCCUCAAAAACAGAGUAAGAACUUCCAUUUUCUAGAAUCACAGAAUCCCAGAAUGGUUUGGGUUGGAAGGGACCUUACAGAUCAUGCAGUUUCACCCCCUGCCAUGGGCAGGGACACUUUCCACUACUCCAGGUUUUCCAGGUUGCUCCAAGCUCCAUCCAGCCUUGAACACUUCCCAGGAUGAGGAGUCCACAGCCUCUGUUCUCAGCCCAAAUCCUGCCAAGACAGAAAUCCCCUACUCUUCAGGAUGAAGAUUUCAAGUGGAACAAGGAAAGGUGCAGAGAUGUGCCAAACCCCAUGUGCCCAAGGUUAUGCAGCAGGCCAGUUGUUGAGCAAGGUCAUAAAUCCAGAGGUGACUCUGGCCACAGCUCCUGUGUUUUGAGGCACCCAACCAGCUGUACAUCAGGAAUUCUGUCUGCAAGAUGUGCUUUGAAUUGUUUUGAAGGUUGUCCCAUAGCAGCACAGUGGAAACAGAGUGUAUUGAAUUGGUGUGAACAGCUUCUGGUGAAAAAAAGAUCUGAUUUUCAUAAAUUAUUUUGAUAUAAGGCGGGGAAGAAAUGGUCAGGCUCUUGAUGGAAAUGGUCAGGCAAACUACAAGUUAUUUUUACGGGAUGGUUUAGAUAAAAAUUAAACACUGUCCCCAUUAAUUGUGUCCUCUGGAGUUUGCUUUUGCCUGGAAUGACUUUUUGCAGGUCUGUAACAAUGUCACUCGUUGGCCGGGGGCCAUCGAUGCAGAGCAACUUCAGCUCCAGCAGAUUCAUUGAUGGGCUUGGGGUGGUUUGUGUGUCUGAUAACUGGGAAUACACAUUUCUUCUCGAUUUUCCUGUUCUCAGCAUUUGUCUUGAUGAAAUCCAGGCUGUAUUUGGAGCAGGGUAUCUAUAUCUAUAGCAGCACAUCCAACUUUAAAGGAAACCAAACCAACAAAUUAUCAUGAUUUAAAUGCUUUCCUUUUAAAGAUGCUGCUGGGCUUCCAGUAUAAAGAAGAAAUCCUUGUAUGAUGCAGUCAUAUAGGGCCUUACUAUAAAAUUGACAUGCUCUUAAAUAAUUAAAAACGGGGAUACUUUAAUUUUGAAAAAGGAUACAGGAGGAAGGAGGUUAAAGGAAGCUUUUAGUCAGAUCCAAGGUUAGAUUUAUUGAUCUAGUGAUCAAUCCUAUUCUCUUUCCUGAAUUUAAAGCUAAUGGGAGACUGUGGUCAGAGAUGAGUGGCUUUUAGUUAAGGUUUUUGACUCUUAUAAAUAAUACAACAAAUGUCCUAGUAAGUAAUAAGAAAUAAGAUACUCGCUCAUUCUUUUUAAAUAGAACAAACGUGGCAAACAAGACUCAGCUGUAAUUUUUGAAGUAAUUUAUUAGACAAAUUGCUCUUCUCUACUUCUUUUACAAGAGAGACAUAAACCAUUAUAUUAUUUAUUCAUGAAUCAUAGCCAUUAAGAUCAUAAAUCAAAUUAUCAGCUUCCUGUCUCUCUUCAGUUUUAAUCAUUUUUUAUAGUUCAUGCACUAUAAAGACAGCUUCCUUCCUAUGAAACAAGAGACCUUCAGAGACCUUUUUAUUGUAAACGUACAUUUCCUUCUCAUUUUUAAGUAUAUCCUUGUGAUUUUCCCUGUCAAUUUUAUCUGCAAUAAAAAUCCAAUAAGGAACUUGUUCAUUGAUUCAAUAUAGCAAAGUUAGCCAUGAAGCAAGUGAUUUUGGUUAACCUCUGAAACAAUGGAGCACUUGAAAAUGCAGUUACAGGGCUUUUUUUUUCCUGCCACCCCGAAAUGUGCAUGGUGGCAUCAUAUAUUUAAUAAAUAUUUAAUAGAGAGAAAUCUUGACACAAGCUCACCUACUGAUAGCCAGACCCUUCACAAAGGGUUUAACGUGAUCUCUGCCGUAGUAUGGCUUUUAAAAUGCAUUCAAGCUCUUUUUUUUCUGCUCUGUUCACGCAGGCAGCUGCCCGGGAGGCGGAGAGCCGAGGCUGCUGUGAGAGCUGAGAUGCUUUCACACAUCCUCCCUUCCCUCCGUCUGGCCCCGCAUCCCGCACGUGGGUGGGAAGUGUCCAUUGAGAAGGAAAUGCACAUUGAUUUCCAUUCCCAGCAGCUGCUUCUAAACUUGAUCGUCCUGGCUAAAGGAUGCUCCUUGCUCAGGAAGCACCGAUGAGGUCAGAGGUGCCCAGGGUGAAAGAGGAGCCUCUGCUUCGCUACAAAUACUCCUCCGUGCUGCAGUGUAAAAAUCAAUACUUGUUUACUCAACUCUAUGAAUAAUAGAGCUUUGAACAUAAAUAUAUAAUUUAUGCAUCUAAAAUCUAUAGCGGGGGGCUGACAGGAGGUGCAAUAACUUCCCUAUAUCCCUUUUAAAAAUCCCCUGGGUGUCUGGGUGAUGCGUUAUCUGGACAAAACACAUCCUCAGCCCAGCCUUCCCACAGACAGGUCAUUGCAAACAUCCUCCUGUGGGGAUCCUUUGGGAAUGUCUGCCCCAUGGACGGCCUUGUGUGGGCACUCCAGAUAUUUUAUUGCUGUGGAGAAUCCCUUGAACAGUGUGGGUUUGGGACCAGUCUGAGGGAUGCCUGCAGCAAGCACAGCUCCCGUGGUUGCCACAAUGUGAUCAGAGGGCUGUGAGGAAAGGCUGAGAGAAUUGGAAUUGUUCAGCUUGGAAAAGAGAAAGCUUCAGGGUGACCUAAUUGUGGCCUUCCAGUACCUGAAGGGAGCCUACAAGAAACACGAAGAGGAACUUUUUAGAAGAGCAUACAGUGACAGGGCAAGGGGGGAUGGAUUCAAACUGACAGAGAGUAGGUUUAGAUGAGAUAUUAGAUGAAAUUUUUCCUGUGAGGGUGGGGAGGCCCUGGCACAGAGAAGCUGGCAACAUGUCCAAGGUCAGGCUGGACAGGGCUUGGAGCAGCCUGGGAUAAUGGAAGGUGUCUCUGCUCAUGGCAGGAAUGUUAUGACCUUUAAGGUCCCUUCCAGCCCCACUCAUUCCAUGAUUCUGUGAGGAACAUUCCCAGAAGAUAAUUUCCACCAUUUCCCAGGAAGGAUGUCAGGUCUAGAGGGUGUCAGAUCUAAAGGGCCAAAGCCAGAGUCCUUCUGCUAAAGCUGGGCCUUGGGAAUAUGGAUCCCUCUUCCCUGUCCUCUUCUUUUCCUGUGGUUCUUGCACAUCGAAAUGAUGCAGCAGGAAAAACACUGGGCCCAUGUUACAUCCUAUAAUCCAACAUUGCUGGGAAGGGCCAAUUCAAAGAUUUGAAUCCAGAUUCAAGGUAGGAGAUUGUUUGGCUAUCUAGAAGCUCUUCCAUCUUAUUUUCCUUGAUUUUAUUUUUAAUUAUUUUGGGGGGAGAAGUCUUACUUAUUUCUUAAGUCUGAUGUUGAGCCAGUAACUCAGAGCAUCUCUUGUUUUUGUUUCAGAUGAGCAUGUUCAUUGCCAGACCUUUUAUUUUUAAUGUGUUUCAAUUGGACUAGACCACAGUUCAUGGCUUGUGCUGACAUGGGAUUUUUUUUUUUCAGGAAAAAGCUGGGUUUGUCCUUCCUAGCAGUUACAUGGUUGUAUUUCUAGGUCAGGUCUUUAUGUGUAGCCAAAUGAAGUUCCAAAUUGGACAAAACACCUAGUAAGGGUCUUGAUGCUGUUAUGAUUAGAAAGUUGUCUGAUCAAAUUUUGUUUCCAAUUAAAAAAAAUUGGAUUAGCUUUCAGAUUGAGA
Molecule: messenger RNA, 9253 nt
Organism: Prinia subflava (tawny-flanked prinia)
Lineage: Eukaryota; Metazoa; Chordata; Aves; Passeriformes; Cisticolidae
Gene: SOCS4
Product: suppressor of cytokine signaling 4
Exons: 2
Coding region: 270-1580 (436 amino acids)
Biological process (GO): phosphatidylinositol phosphate biosynthetic process; negative regulation of epidermal growth factor-activated receptor activity; positive regulation of proteasomal ubiquitin-dependent protein catabolic process
Cellular component (GO): phosphatidylinositol 3-kinase complex
Molecular function (GO): 1-phosphatidylinositol-3-kinase regulator activity
Source: RefSeq, a predicted model, not a curated record